AUGUCUGCUCUCUCGGGUUUGAGGCGACCGCAAGGGUUUGCCUUCAUAUUCAAAGCCAAUGGCGCCGCCGCCGUCCGUAGAAACACCUCUGCAGCCGGCGCAAACACGCCAGUGUUCAAGCCGCUGACCUCUGUCCUGAUUGCCAAUAGAGGAGAAAUCGCACUCCGCGUCAACCGCACAGCAUCCGAAUACGGCAUCCGCACCACCACCAUCUACACCACCCCGGAUGCCCACUCCCAGCAUGCCCUCUGCUCCCCCUUCGCCGUAAAUCUCGGCGAGCCCACCACCUACCUCGACGGGGACCGCAUCAUCCAAGUCGCCAAGGACCAGGGCUGCAAUGGCAUCCACCCCGGCUACGGCUUCCUGAGCGAGAACCCGCACUUUGCGCGCAAGUGCACGGAAGCGGGCCUAACCUUCAUCGGGCCGCCAUGGCAGGCUAUCGAGGCCAUGGGCAGCAAGAGCCAGAGCAAGGAUAUCAUGACUGCGGCGGGCGUGCCGUGUAUACCGGGCUACCAUGGCAGUAACCAGGAUCCCGAGUACCUUAAGGCCGAGGCUGAGAAGAUCGGAUAUCCGGUGCUGCUUAAGGCGGUCAAGGGAGGCGGAGGAAAGGGCAUGCGUAUUGCAGAGACGCCGGAGGUCUUUCUGGAUCAACUCGCGUCCGCAAAAUCGGAAGCGCGCAACUCGUUUGGAGACGAUGUGAUGCUUGUUGAGAAGUACAUCACCAAGCCGAGGCAUAUCGAAGUGCAGGUCUUUGCGGACAAGCACGGUAACUGCGUGGCUCUGGGUGAGCGAGACUGCAGCAUCCAGCGCCGCCACCAGAAAAUCUUGGAAGAAUCGCCUGCUCCGCAUCUACCUGAAGAGAUCCGCCAGGACCUGUGGGAGAAGGCACGAGCAGCCGCGCUGGCUGUGGGCUACGAAGGAGCUGGCACUGUGGAGUUCAUCUUCGACAACGACACUGGCGAGUUCUUCUUCAUGGAGAUGAACACACGGCUUCAGGUCGAGCACCCAGUCACCGAGAUGGUAACCGGCGAAGACCUCGUACGCUGGCAGCUCAUAGUCGCCGAAGGCGGCAAACUACCUCUUACCCAAGAAGAGAUCCAUCAAAGGAUCUUGGAGAGGGGCGCAGCCAUCGAGGCUCGCAUCUACGCCGAGAACCCCGACAUGGGCUUCAUACCCGACUCCGGCAAGCUUCUCCACUUGCGCACCCCAGCCGCAACCGACACCGUCAGGAUCGACGCAGGCUUCGUUACGGGCGAUGAAGUGUCUUCUCACUACGAUCCCAUGAUUGCGAAGCUGAUCGUGCGAGGACCAACGCGCCAAGCCGCCCUGCAAAAGCUGCGCGCAGCGCUCGAAGAAUAUCAAGUCGCCGGUCCGAUCACCAACAUCGAGUUCCUCAAGAGAAUCUGCGUUAGUCCCGCUUUCGCCGCCGGCGACGUCGAGACCGGGUACAUCGAGAAACACCGCGCGGAGCUCUUCGCGCGCCAGCCCGCUGCGCCGGAAGUCCUUGCCCAGGCGGCCAUCGGGCUGCUGCAGCAGGAAAUUCAGGCCCAGUCUGCCGACUCCAUCUUCGGGGUCCCUGGCGCCCUCGUUGGGUUUGGAACGGGCUACCAACAGCGCGAGUUCCACCUCACCGAACCCGCGCCUGAUGGCACCGGCGAGCCUACUGCAACGACUGUCCGUGUACGCCAGACCGGACCGAGCAUCUACACCGUCUCGGUCAACGAGGCCGACUACCCCGAUGUCGUCGCUACCUUCGACACCGCUAGCAACACGAUCACGUCCUUUUACCCGCAUACCCGCCUCGCGACGACUUUCAUCAGAGACGCAGAACGCAUCAUCCUUUUCCAGCAGGGCAGGAUGUACAGGCUGCAGCUCGCGGUGCCCAAGUGGGCGGAGAAAGCGCUGGGGAUUAAAGACGUGGCGAAUAGCGUGCUGGCGCCUAUGCCGUGUAAGGUCUUGCGCGUUGAGGUACAGGAAGGGGAUGCUGUUGAGAAGGGACAGCCGCUUGUGGUGAUUGAGAGCAUGAAGAUGGAGACAGUGAUUAGGAGUCCGCACAACGGUGUCAUUGCUAGGGUUGUGCAUGGGAAGGGGGAUCUGUGCAAGGCGGGCACGGCGCUUGUCGAAUUCGCGGAGGAGGGGAAGUAA
Messenger RNA from Coniosporium apollinis CBS 100218, 2145 nucleotides. Its product is annotated as 3-methylcrotonyl-CoA carboxylase alpha subunit. Lineage: Eukaryota; Fungi; Ascomycota; Dothideomycetes. Gene Ontology annotation, molecular function: ATP binding; metal ion binding; methylcrotonoyl-CoA carboxylase activity. The record is from RefSeq and is a predicted model, not a curated record. Gene Ontology annotation, cellular component: mitochondrion. Bases 1 to 2145 code for a protein of 714 amino acids. The transcript is spliced from 3 exons.